Molecule: messenger RNA, 1197 nt
Organism: Penicillium crustosum
Lineage: Eukaryota; Fungi; Ascomycota; Eurotiomycetes; Eurotiales; Aspergillaceae
Product: thiolase family protein
Exons: 3
Coding region: 1-1197 (398 amino acids)
Biological process (GO): fatty acid beta-oxidation
Molecular function (GO): acetyl-CoA C-acetyltransferase activity
Source: RefSeq, a predicted model, not a curated record
AUGAGCCCAGUAUACAUUGUUGGGGCGGCGAGGACCCCCACUGCACGCAUUAAUACCCAGCUAGACUCUGUCCCGGGCACCACUCUUGGAGCCAUCGCAAUUCGUGAAGCCAUCCGUCGAUCACAAGUACCGCUAGAUUUGUUUUCGGAUGUUUACAUGGGCCAAGUGCUUCAAGCUGGCGCUGGCCAGGCCCCAGCAAAGCAGGCUGCGAUACAGGCCGGUUUGGCGCCAGAUAUCGAGGCUACCACGAUAAACAAAGUAUGCGCAUCUGGGCUCAAGGCCAUCACACUUGCUGCCCAGAAUAUCCAACUAGGGCACGCCGUUGCUCAGGUGGCCGGGGGAAUGGAGAGUAUGUCGAAUGUCCCCGGGUAUCUAAAGAAAGGAGAUGACACGAAUUCCAAAGAAAAUCUGGUAAUUGAUGGUCUCCAGCUUGAUGGGUUGAUUAACUCCUCAGACGGUCGGUCUAUGGGCGCCUGUGCUGAGGGUGUCGCGCACCAGCUGGGUAUAACCCGUGAAGACCAGGAUGACUAUGCCCUCGCUGCCUAUAAUCGGGCAUAUCAAGCACAGCAGAAUAAUGUCUUCCAAGAAGAGAUUACACCCGUGUCAGUAAAUGCAGGGGCAGCCGAGAUAUUUGACACCGACAGUCUCCCCCAUGAAAGCCUCUUCAACCGACUUCAGUCUUUGAAGCCCGUGUUUUCCCCCGAUGGGACAGUCACCGCAGGAAACGCUUGUCCACUAAGCGAUGGUGCUUCGGCAGUGGUACUGGUGGAUGCCCAGGUCGCCGUGCAGUUUUGUCGAGAAAAUCGAGUGUUGGCGAAAAUAAUAGCUUAUGCCGAUGCCGCCGUUGCCCCACAUGAGUUUGCUCUAGCUCCAACCAAGGCAAUUCAGCUUGUCCUUGAGAGAGCCCAAAUGUGUGCUGAACAGAUCUCGUUAUGGGAAAUUAACGAAGCUUUUGCGAUCGUAGUGAUAACUUCACAACAGCUGCUCGGCUUGGACCCUGAUAUGGUUAAUGUCAAUGGGGGAGCCAUCGCAUUCGGUCAUCCCUUGGGCAGCUCAGGUUGUCGAAUUAUGGUCAGUCUCUUACACCAGCUGGCUCACGGUCAGUAUGGUGUUGCAGUUAUCUGCAAUGGGGGUGGAGGUGCCACAGCUGUGCUUAUUCAGCGAGUAGAAGGCAAAGAUCUGGAUGCCUCAACAUAA